Messenger RNA from Dermacentor silvarum, 4213 nucleotides. RefSeq lists its product as uncharacterized. The record is from RefSeq and is a predicted model, not a curated record. Bases 311 to 1534 code for a protein of 407 amino acids. The transcript has 8 exons. NCBI's taxonomy places the organism in Eukaryota, Metazoa, Arthropoda, Arachnida, Ixodida, Ixodidae.
GGCGUCCCGAGCGCGCCACACGCGCCGGAACCAGGGAGCGGAGAGCGUACUCGCGCGCCUUUUUUCUCCUUCGCUCCCCCGCCGGCCGCACUCCCCGUGCCGCUGCUGCCUGCCGUUUCGGGAGAAAAGGAACGCCGCCGCGGGAAGAGAGGCGAAACCGAAGCGGUGGCUGUGCGGCUUCGGGCGCGCGCGCGCUCUCCGACACACCCGCCGGGCUGUCCACAACGCGUGGGGCCCGCUCGGAGACGUCAGCUUCCGUGGCAGCGGAAAGAGUAAAAAGAAAACAAGCAGAGUGCUGUUUGUGCGCGUAAUGAUUGGGUCGGACUGCUGCGUCGGGACUGCCCGUCGGCGCGUGCCCACGUUGGGGGGAUUUCUCUGCUGCUGGCUGCUGUGGAUAACCGCCCUCGUCGAAGGCAUAUCGUGUCUCCGGCUACUGGAGAUGUCUGCGCCGUCCGCGGCGAUCCAUGGCCGCGGCAUGUGGCUCAACUGCAGCUUCGACCUCGAGUCCGACGAGCUGUACUCGGUCAAGUGGUACAAGAACGACACCGAGUUCUACCGGUACAUCCCCCGGGACAGACCGCCCGCGCAGAACUACGACCUGCCGGGCGUGGUGGUCGACAUGUCCCGGUCUCGUGAGGGUCACGUGUUCAUCUCAUCAGUGAACUUGUCCACCGAGGGGAACUACCGCUGCGAGGCAUCGGCUGAGGCGCCUUCCUUCCAGACUGUAGUCCAAGAGAAGGAAAUCAAGGUCUUCGUGAUCCCCGAGCGUCCACCCACCAUACGAGGUACGCGAGCCAAAUACGGCGUCGGGGAGCGUGUUGAUGUCUCUUGCAGAGCUCCGUACUCACUUCCGACCGCUAAGCUCGUCUGGCUCGUCAAUGACCAAGAGGUGCCGUUCACAGACGUGCGCGAGCUGGAGACCCUGUACGACUCGGAGGGGCUGCAGAGUUCGGGCGCAGCGCUCUCGUUCACACUGCGACCGCACCACAUGGCGGGAAGCUGGCUGCGACUGAAGUGUGUGAGCGUCAUCUCUGAAGUGUACCUCACGUCCAGCGAAGAGCUCAUUGUCGGUGACACGGUGCCAUCCAUACCGUACCCAGAAACGAGCCCUGACAGCCCAGUUAUCGAAGGCGGCCAGCAUAAGUACCGGAUCAACGACCUCGUGAAUUUGACCUGCAGGUCUGCAGAGUACGACACACCGCCGGAGCUCACGUGGUUCAUAAACGACAAAGAGGCCCGUCCCGAGUACCUGGUGAGGUACGAGCUGCAGCGAUACCCGAGGUAUGCUGCGUCACUGGGUUUACGCUUCAGAGUUCGACCAGAGCACUUCGAGGAUGAACGCAUGCACCUGCGCUGCACGGUCACCUUAUCGCACGUCCUGAAUACCAGCAGCGCAGAAGCCAGCAUCAAGAACAAGCACCGAACCAUGUCGGGACUCAGGGCACCCACGGACGAUGCGUCCAACGAAGGGAUGUCCGUGCUGGCUCCCUUCCUGUCCAGCCUACUCAUCUGCUUCGCUCUCCUGGAGCUAUGAUUGACAUCGCUGCGAUGGCUGGAUUCGAGAUGUACAAGCAGCAACUCGCCGCGUGCCUAUGGCCCUGGUUCUUCUUCUGCUGAGACCUUGCGCGUUCCCCUACGACCACGAAGCCGUGUCAUGCCUCUCCAUUCGUGCCAACUAGAUUGAGACGCAGCCCGCAAGGGUGUGCCGUCUCUCAUGAGAAAAUGCUACAAUACGCAACCGAGCGCUGGCAGCGUAAGUUUCUCGUGCUAGAGGUCACGCCAGGUUUGGAAGUCAGUGACAUAAUACCAGCCUCAUAUCUUUCUUUGUCCGAUUCUUGCCGCUCAAAGACUGAGAAGAAUUUAGGCUAUCGUUGCGAGUAACGCAACACAUUGGGCAAAUGGUCCGGUCUAUAAUAGAACACUACGUUUAAGACAUUGCUAGACUGUCGUAGAAGCAGCGUUAAAAGAUUUAAUACUAUGGUAGUACAAAAAGUCGUGAAUUAUCUGAACAGAGCUGUCAGAGUUGGAUGCUUUACGAUUUCUUCCCGAUUAUAAGCAAAUAUAAGACGUACAUUAUAGGUGGUUAAAAAUGUGCGCGCACAUAAUAUUCACCUCUGAAUCACAACACUUCAUCGUAAAACUUAGGUCUCGAAAAUUCGCAAUUAGAGGAGAUAACAGCUUGCAAUACAGUUGCUAUGAAAUAAAAUGCAGUACUUCAGUGGCCCCAAAACUCAUAGGUGAAACAUCAACGUUUUCCUCUUCGCGGACAUUCAUUCAGGGCAAUAACAUGUUCAACACAUAGCUGCACUAAUAUCGCAUGGCUUAAUGCAAUUGAAAACCACAAUUAACCAACCCCGCUGAUAGGCUUUGGCGUUUACAUUGUGUUCACAUGACAGAUGGAAGCUAACGUUUCGAGCUCUGGGUAUUUCUGAGGGCAAGGAGAGCCACUUCCUGCGGUUCUGGUCAUCCAUCACUUACAGUUUAAACUCCAAUGCGUGAUGCCACGAAUGAAUGACUUAUUGACAUUCUGUAGCUUUCGAAAGUUAGGAUGAUGAAUAUUCUGUAACAUAAAAAACAAGUUUACUCAGUUGUAUGUUCAACCAUUUCGAGCCCGCGGCGUCACCGGGGCCACGUGUUUUACUGUUUCACAUAACGGGCCAAAAGAGUGCGGUGUGACCCAAUCAGCUCGCUCAUUCAGGAGGAAGCCUUACCUCAGGCCGAGGCUCAAUGUUUAAGUCUGAAUACAUUGGCAAUGCAAAAGUGCAUUCCCUGCGCCUGAGUUUUGUGAAUCAUUUCGGUUUCAUUUUGUUGAAAAUACAGUUUAGGGAUUUAUAGAAAUGUCAUGCUAUCGUGGGUUCAAGACUUUUCAGACAUCUUCGGUCAAUUGGUAACAUGUUUAUUCAAACGUCACGUCAGAAAUAAUUACCUAGACAGGAAGGACAGGUGUGGAAUGUCUAUUCGUUGCGUCUGCUGAAGCCUCCAAACUGGUCCAAAUUCACGUCGUCACAAUUGCAGCAGAGUCAGAAUUGUCACGCUCGUCGCGUAAAAUUUGAAAGAAAGUUUUGGCGAACAACCGCUACAAAAUCCUAGGUAAAAAUAAAAAUUUCUGACUAGUUGUAUGGUUAAACUAUGUGACAGGUAGGAAGACAGACUACACUAAAUAAAUACCUGUCUUUACAAGGGGAAAAUACCUUCUGUUGCAUUUUGCACAGGGUUAAAGAAACACGUUUCAGUCCCUAUACUUUCUGCCAUUUCCGGGGAACCACUUCUACAUCCUCAUGUAUUUAGAGAGCAGUGCUGAAGGAGAGGCUUCUUCUUACACCAUGUCAGUGUUGACAUGCUGUCUUUAGGCUGUCCGUCUCACAAUGACUUUGUCUCUCUCCAUCUAUUCGUUCACGAUAACGCUGAGGCGGUCCCGCUACCAGCCUGCUAUGCAAGGCUAGUUCCACCUGAAUACUGUAACGCUCACCGUAAAAGGCGUGUAUGCCGAGCCGCUGCUUAGAGUGUCAUGCUGUGUGUGCGCUUUUGAAGUGUUUUCAAAUCAUCAGGAGCCAUAAACCAUUGUAUGACAAAAGCGCAAGUAAAUACAUACGAAGCUAGAUGCUGUGUACUCUGUGUUUGCUGCUUGCUUUUUUUUUCUUGUUUCUCUCGGGAUCUUGUGCCAACUGCACGAAAUUUCCAUUCAAUUUUAUCACUUGGCCCGACACGAGCAGAUAAUUGAUUCGGGGAGACGCGAUGAGGUAGCGGAAACUAUUGACGUUGCUAAGGAUGUACGGAGAGAAUGUGUUAGCGUGUGUGAUUAUGUAAAUAUGUUAUGAAAAUACCAGAGCUGUGCUUGUCAUAAAUAUCGCACCAUUUUGUCGUUUCUAUAUUUGAAAAAUAAACGCUAAAAGUGAAAACCUAUUGACGAUUGUUGCGCGGCGACAUUACCAAGUAUUACAUAGCGAGUUAUUUUUGUCGAGAAACUACGUUCUUUUUUAUUCCUUUUGAAAGACCUGUACUUUCCCCCACUCAGGCGAAAGCGUUUUCAUUGCAAUUGAUUGAACUUGUAAAUUUAGAAAGACUGCACGCUAAAUUACAGCUUCGAGAGUGGAACUUUGUUUGUGUGUCUUAUCGUUCACGUUUGGAUGCUGUGUGGGUGCCUGUACAAGUGUAAAAAUGCGUCACUACGUCUGAACAAUAAACAAAUAAGCUGUUAUGUUUCUCCAGUGUC